UUGAACCCGGAAACAAAACCUUUCCUCAGAGAUCAUUUCCUGCAGAUCACAUUUGUUUCUACAUUUUGUAAGAAAUGGCGGACAUGGAUGAAUUGUUCGGGAGUGAUGGGGACAGCGACAAUGAGCAGCGAGAGUCUGGCUCUGGGUCCGGUUCAGACUCAGAGCAGGAGAGACCUCGAUCUGCAAGCAACGCCUCAGGGAGCGGCAGCGACAGUGAGAGGGAACGGGAUGAUGAUGAGGAGGGAGGAAAACCCAGUAUCAAUAAGGAGCUGUUCGGAGACGACAGUGAGGAUGAGCAGCGCAGUCAGCGCAGUCAACGAAGUCAGCGCAGUCAGCGCAGUCCGCACAGUCCACACAGUCAGCGCAGCGGCAGCGACAACCAGUCUGAGCGGUCAGGGAACCAAUCAGACGCCAGCAUGCACUCAGACCAGGGUGAUCACUCUGAAGCUGAGCAGCACAGCGGCUCAGAGCAGGGACAUCGAGACGAUGAUGAAGAUGAGGAGGACAGGGGCCACAGGUCUGACAGAGGAAGCCCCGCUGGCAGUGGGAUGUCUGGAGCAGGAAGUCCUCGCUCUGAGAGGGGCAGUGUGCGCUCGGACAGAAGCGUGCACAGCGACCCCGGGACCCCGCAGUCAGCACCCGGUACCCCUCACUCUGAGGCAGAAGCUUCUGGAAGAGAGAACCAAUCAGAUGAUGAGAAAUGGGAAGGGGGAGUUAAGAGCGACCAAUCAGAGGACGAGGAGGAGAAACGCCGUUACUCUGAUGAAGAAAGAGAGAACUCUGAUGACGAGGGGCCGAGGAACAGGAAGCCAGAGUCUGCAAAGGGCAGCGAUAGUGAAGACGAUUUCCUCCGACAGAAAACCAAAGCAAAGCUGGCCUCUGAUUCAGACUCGGACAGUGAUGUUGGAACAAAGAAACAAAAGGCAUCAGCAGCAGACGACCUGUUUGGAGAAGCAGAUGACAUCUCUUCUGACAGCGACGCAGACAAGCCUCCAACUCCAGGACAGCCUCUGGAUACAGAGGACGGGAUGGAAGGCGAUCACCCAGAAGAGGAACCUGCGCCUGAAACCCGUAUUGAAGUAGAGAUCCCAAAAGUCAGCACAGACCUGGGAUCUGACCUUUAUUUUGUAAAGCUUCCUAACUUCCUGUCGGUGGAGCCAAGGCCUUUUGACCCUCAGUACUAUGAGGAUGAAUUUGAGGAUGAAGAAAUGCUGGAUGAGGAGGGGCGGACGAGGCUCAAACUGAAGGUGGAGAAUACGAUUCGGUGGCGAGUUAAGAGAGACGAGGAGGGGAACGAAACACGAGAGAGUAACGCUCGUAUUGUCAAAUGGUCUGACGGCAGCAUGUCCCUCCACCUGGGGAAUGAAGUGUUUGAUGUUUACAAAGCUCCUCUCCAGGGAGACCACAACCACCUGUUCAUCAGACAGGGAACUGGACUUCAGGGACAGGCUGUAUUCAAAACCAAACUCACCUUCAGGCCCCACUCUACAGACAGCGCCACUCACAGGAAGAUGACCCUGUCCUUGGCUGACCGCUGCUCAAAAACACAGAAAAUCCGAAUCCUUCCCAUGGCCGGACGCGAUCCUGAGUCUCAUCGCAACGAAAUGAUUAAGAAAGAGGAGGAGCGUCUGCGAGCUUCCAUCCGCAGAGAGUCCCAGCAGAGGAGGAUGAGGGAGAAGCAACACCAGAGAGGCCUGAGCAGCAGCUAUCUGGAGCCCGACCGCUACGAUGACGAGGAAGAAGGAGAGGAAGCCAUCAGCCUGGCAGCAAUCAAGAGCAAAUACAAGGGAGGAGGAGGCCUGAGAGAGGAGCGAGCGAGAAUCUACUCCUCAGACAGUGAUGAAGGCUCUGAUGAUGACAAGGCCCAGAGGCUGAUGAAGGCCAAGAAGCUUGACAGUGAUGAGGAGGGUGAGGGAUCCGGCAAGAGAAAAGCAGAGGACGACGAAGAAGAAACGUCCACCAAGAAGGCAAAGAAAUAUGUGAUAAGCGAUGAAGAAGAGGAGGAGGAGGAGGGAGAGGAAGAGGGAGAGGAAGAGGAAGAGGGAGAGGGAGAGGAAGAGGGAGAGGAAGAGGGAGAGGAAGAGGGAGAGGAAGAGGGAGAGGAAGAGGGAGAGGCCGAGGAGGACGAAUAAUCCUUUUUGUUUGUUUUUUUAUCGUUCACUGUAUUAUCAGUGCUCAGAGCCCACAUGGCGUAUAAACAGCCGCAUCUUGUUUUGUAGAUUUUCUUAAGACAUAUAUGUGGGUGUGUAUGUGUGUCUGUGUGGGUGAGUGUGUGUGUGAUUGUUUAUGUUCUGUACAGCUGAGGUGAAAAUAAAGAAUGUGUUGUCUUAUGUAACUGAA
Messenger RNA from Notolabrus celidotus (New Zealand spotty), 2340 nucleotides. It is a transcript of the gene leo1, whose product is annotated as LEO1 homolog, Paf1/RNA polymerase II complex component. The transcript is spliced from 14 exons. Lineage: Eukaryota; Metazoa; Chordata; Actinopteri; Labriformes; Labridae. The record is from RefSeq and is a predicted model, not a curated record. Gene Ontology annotation, cellular component: Cdc73/Paf1 complex; nucleus. Gene Ontology annotation, biological process: positive regulation of transcription elongation by RNA polymerase II; transcription elongation by RNA polymerase II. The coding region runs from base 75 to 2132 and encodes 685 amino acids. Gene Ontology annotation, molecular function: RNA polymerase II C-terminal domain phosphoserine binding.